AUUGUCUCACCGGUCGUCAAGUACUCAUAACUUAUCAACACUGUAAAAGUGUACUGGCGUUUUAAGGAGCCGAUAUUUUGGCCCAAAAUGAGUAAAGCUCAAAAAGGUUGUAUGAUUGGUUUGGCAUUAUGUUGGAUUGUGAGCGUGUUCGCCGGCAGUGUUGACACAUAUAACGAAGGUAGGAUUGCCGAUAUUAUCGAAGAUAUCAUGAUUGUAACUCAGCCUAAGCCCUAAGGUACAAAUGUUUCAAUGACAAUGUUGCAUUUUUCAAUUCAAAAUUUUCCAUCGCUAUUCCUGAAGAAUAGAUGGCAGGAAAUAACUGGUCAGCCGCGUGGCCGAUACAAGUACCGUAAGCAGUGAGCAGUAAAGCCAAGUGUUGUUAAUUAAAUUUUAAAGCUAUUGAGCAUAUAUCAAAUGCAGUAUUUUGACUGCAUGAAAAAUAUUUUUUUAUUCAGAUUUGAUUAUUUAAUUGGGAAACACAAAUUGACCUGUUAUUUAGAUGUUAUUCACGAUAAGUUUGAACUUACAUUGACAAAUUAGGGUCAUCAGGUUGGGACCAAUAAUUUUGAACAUUCUAUUCCAAAUCAAAGUUUGUUAUUUCUUCUCUUUGACAUUGUAAAUAAAAUGCAUAAGAUGGAUCAUAUGGACUCGCAUAUGGAGACAUUUAAUCAGCUGCAGUAAGCCACAUCAUACCUCUUGAACUAAUUAGGAUAGAAUAUGUAUAUACUGGUAUAUAUAUAGUGUACUACAGUAUAUCGUUUCCUUAUAUGUCGUGUUUGCGGUACACAUGAGGCAUACAUACGUACUUUACUUAUUGCUCCCCAGAAAUUCAGAAAGGGCUCAGAAGGGAGCCUAGCUAUAGUGCCUACAUUUGGGAAGGUUCAAAUCAUUAAAAUAUCUAGUCGAUCUUUAAUUAAUGUCAGUCUACUAGAACGAAGUGUAAACCUAUCAGAUAGAUCGAUAGACGGAUCAUCCAUCAAAACAAAGAAUUAACGAAGAUAGUAUAGGCUUACUUAAUUUGGGGGCCAAUGUCGCCCAACGUCGCCCCCAAAGUAGGCCUUAGUAUCAUAUCUUUGCCAAAUUCGACCAGGACAUCUAUAAAUCGAGCAAAUGAUACUCUAGUUAGCUACAAGAACAUUGAUUGUGGAAAUCACCAAAAUUCGUUUUCUUCAUUUUCAGAAUGCCUGUAUGGAUUCUACUGCGAUGGAAUGUACGAUCCUCUUUUAAAGUCAAGAUGCGAGGGAGGUUUCUGUAAAUGUUCCGGAUAUUUCGUCCAAACGAAUUGUCUUCGUGAGUAAUAAUUAAAUAAUUAUUUUUGUCAGUCAAGCAGUCAAGCACAAGCACACUGUAAACUAACUGAUUGUUCUAUUGAAAUCUUUCUUCUACUAAUUUGCAAGAAUUUUAUUCGCCUAUCAUGGAAACCAACUUUUGUUAAUGAAACUAAUAUACCAUAGCAUACUAUACCAUAUCGUAUCAUAUCAUAUCAUACCAAACAUACCAUACCAUAUCGUAUCAUAUCAUACCAAACAUACCAUACCAUACCAUACCAUACCAUUCCAUACCAUACCAUACCAUACCAUACCAUACCAUACCAUUCCAUACCAUACCAUAUCAUACCAUACCAUUCCAUACCAUACCAUAUCAUUCCAUACCAUACCAUACCAUACCAUACCAUACCAUACCAUACCAUACCAUACCAUACCAUACCAUACCAUACCAUACAGUGUCCAAAUUAAAUGACCUCUCUCUUUUCGAACGUCAAUUGCCGACAUACACACACUUGUGGAUUUUACGACAAAAGCACUACCAUGUCGUCACAAACGUUAGCGACCAUAUUCGAUGGAAUACAAAGUAACUAAUAGCAUGUAAAAACUAGCUGUUGCUGGCAUAUAUUAGUAGAAUUAAAAUAAAUGACUGCAAUACAUUAUGUUUUAGCUAACGUAUCGAAUUGUGCCAUUCAACAUGGUCCCACGACACAGGGACACCCAACAAGUGUGUGCACGGAGAUCUCCUCCGCAAACAUCUGUAGUCAAGACUUUGAGACUUAUCACUGCAAUGGUAAUACGAAUCCAAACUACGAAGUCCACGUAUUGGGCUCGCACCAGGCGCUAUCAUGCUGCAGUGACGUCCCAGAGACCUCAAGGAUUGAGGUGGUUAAUAAGGGAGAAAUUGGGAGGAAAGUGGUGCUUGUGUUAGCAUCUACACGGCCGGUGGCCUGGUACUUAGAUAUGGAAGACGGUAUGGAAAUACAGACAGUUGUUUUGGUAAGUGUCAAACCGAAGGAAAAUGGAUUUAACUCAUGAGUUCAUUGUCGAGAUUGUAAAGUUGACUCUCAGAAAAUAACUCGGUUAGUCUGAUUGACUCAAUAAAAAAUGUUUCCUGUUAUACUUUUUCUAUUAAUUCUCUUAUAAUCAUUAUAAAAUAAAAUCGUUUUUCUGAUCUCUAAUGAUGAUUCUGUAAUUGACUCGAAAUCAAUGAAAUGCGGCGGAAAAAUAGAUGACUCAUCACGUAUUAUUAUUGGCUUGUUGACAACGUUGGCUUGUUGACAAAGUUGGCUUGUUAACAACGUUGACUCGCAGAGAGCACUUGAAAUAAAGCACAGUUAAUUUAACUGUGAAUAAAGCGACCUACGUGAUUUUAAGUUAACCAUUCUUUCAUAAACGUGUUCGCGUUCUUUCAGGUUCUCAUAAAAUACAGAGAAGAGGACUAAGUAGAAACGCGGAAAAUGUUUCAACAAAUAUUUCUCCAUAAAUUUGCCCACCCUUGAAAACGUUGUUGUUGAAACAAAUUUUGCCUCCCAGGAAACAAAAAGGUUUCCAACAAAUUCAGAAAUAUAUUUUGUUUUCCUAGUGUAAAUUUUAGUUGGGGAUGGUUUGUUCCCCUUUGCGAAACAUGCCUAAGAAAAAGUUUCCUAGUUUGCCUAUAGGGCUAAAAUUACAAACGACAGAGUUACAAAUAGAUUCUUAAUCGUAGUUAAAUUACGCGAUUCAACGCAUCACUACCAUAAUAAAUAAAUAAAUAAGAGCCAUUUCUGUUACUUUCUUUAGGUAUAUAAAACUGCAUCUUUGGCCACAGUGGUUUGGUCAAGAGGAAAUGUUAAAGAGAUUUUAAAAGUUUCUGAUGUCUCAGAAAAUCAAAACAAUUUUUACGGUAAAGGGCGGGAUACAAUCAAGCUUCUUCAGCACGUUAGCAAGAACUAUGGUCCAAUUACGUCGUUUACUGGUCGAUUUCAAGUCGAACAAUGGCGUUUGCGUAUUGGUUGGCCUUUUAAAUCAGGUAUGCUAGUCCUGAUAACCUAAUGUUGCGUUGAUUUUUUUAUCCGCACUAGUUGCAAAAGAUUAAAAACACUCAACCAAUGUUUCAUGUGAAGAUUUUCGUUUGGAACUCACAAACACUUAGAUGGCUGGCUAUUAAAUUGCAGGCGAAGGAUCUUCCCUGAGUUCCCUCAAAGUGUUUUAAUAUUUGUCAUCGACCAAAAUCACCGCAGCUUAAUGUAGAAUACUACCACCACGUUUAAUAUAAAUUAAGAUUAUUAAGCUAGCUAGCUAUAUCUAUAUUAGAUCUAUACUAGCUAUAUCUAUAUAUCUAUAAGUCCUCGCAUGAUUGCCGUGCGGUAUUUGCAAUCUCCGUUUGUAUGCCCGGCUUUACAAGCUCUCGUUAGGGCUUGCUCCUCAUAAAGGCCUGGUUCCCGUAACGGUCUAUAACAUUCAGAACGCUAGCCUGACGUUCUACCAAUUGGACCUAACAUACAGAUCUCAAAGACAAGCUGAGAGUUGGUAAAUUUUGUCUGAGAUGAAUAUUUCAUAUAACAUCUUAUCGUUUAUUCAUUUUGCAGAUGUUUCUUCAGUCAGCACGCCGUCUCGCUAUGCAUCACUGGAAACGUCGACGAUACGCCCUAGUAUCGUUCCCUCAAACCACAAUAAACCCACUAGCACGCCUCUAUUGUAUCCAAAUACCCCCAGACACACCCUUGAAUCCUCGUCUUCUGUACUCAACCUAAAAUUCAACGAAAAGCGCUCAUCUUCCUCCAGUAUCAACACAUAUCCACCAGUAUCCAGCGUAGUCACCACAGAUCCACAAGUCCUUCCAAGUCCUCUGGUUUUCUUCCACGCCUUCGGUACUCUGGAGUUCCAUCAUAUAUCAGGAUUGAAUUAUUACGCCAACGGAACUCUAAAAGUUCGCGCUCCAAUUACAACGCAGCUUUUCAACUCUUCAUCGGAAAUAAAGCAAUCUAUAGCGCCUACGACCAGCAUAAAUAAUCAAUUGUCUAGCACAAGAAUUUUUCCACAAACUAUAUCUCCUAGUUUUGCACAGAUUUCCACGACAUCACUGCAAUCUUCCAUGCAAUCUGUCACAAUAGGGCUAGAUAAAGUAACAUCGACUGUUGUCCAAGCAUCUACGCUUUCAACUGUAAAUACUGGUUCCUCAUUGGCUCCUUCAUCAGUGACAUCAUCUAUGCAAUAUAUGGUAACCUCAUCCGCCGUAAUGACUACUAGUAAGUGUGGUGUUUCGUAGUCUUCCAUUGGUGUGGUGUUGUAUAUCUAAGCGUGUUUUUGGGCUUUCAAAAAUUCGUCAACAUUCUCACCAGUAUUUGUCCAACGAAAUCGCAUAUAACACAUAAAAUAGCUGCAUAUCAAAUAUCCUAGCACCACGUUUAAUAAUAUUUAUCGCAAUACAGGCGUUUCCAAUAUUCCGAGAUAAUACUAUCUUCUUUACAAAACCUCUACAAAACAGACGUCUCUCAAUAUGGAUAUUUUGCCCUGUCCCUUCGGUCACCAUAUUACAAUGGUCCGCGGACUCAGUGGCGAGGCCUCGUCGGGAAUGGGGGAGGGUAUGAGAAACUGUUGGGGGUGGGGAACACUAACAGGAAAAUGUCUCAACUCAUUAAAUGGAUCCAUGUAAUGAUUUUAAACUUUUUUUACAGCUCAGCUACCAUUUUCAUGUGACCACAAUAACCCUUGUCAUGAACAUGCAACGUGUACCGAUACCACGCAAGAUGUUUCUUGUACAUGUAACAAAGGAUUUAACGGAAAUGGAUAUCAGUGUGAUGGUAGGUAUUGUCGAUAUGAAUCGAUGAAUCAAGCGAUCGAUUGACAAAUCCAUCAAUGAAUCUAUUGCCUACCAUGUUAACCAAUUCCGAACCGUUUUGCGGUUCCGAAUUCGUCUGGUAUCUUGCAGAUGUUCUCUAUAUAUUUGUUUAUUUUAUCAUUUCAGAUUUUAAUGAAUGUUUUUUCGAACCAUGCCCUACAAACAAUGAAUGUCAGAACACGCCUGGAUCUUAUAACUGUACUUGUCUUCAGCCAGGUGCUUGUAGAGGUAUGUUUAAACUCUGAUUAUUUUAAUACUGCUUUCCAAUACACACUUCCAGUACACACUUCCAAUACACAUUCAUUCGUGUGGUUGUUCCGGAAGCAUCAUAAUCAGUUGAAUUGGAUUACGUUUAUCUGUACGAUACAUGCGUGAUGAUAACAUGCGAAUGGAAAGCAGUCUUAAAAUUAAUAUGCUAUGAAAGCUAAAGUCAGCAGCCACCAAGAGAGCAUUGUUACGAAAACAUUGUUUCCUACCCAUGUUUUUCGAAGGUGGAAAUAAACAUGUGAAACAAUAUUGUUUUCGCAACAACCCCUAAACGUGUUGGGAAACUUAGUUUCCACAACAGUGAUUGAAGGGAAAACAUUGAAGGAAACUUGAAGAUUUUCAGAUCGUUCCUCGACAAUGUUUCCUAGUUUGCUUAGGGUUCAAAUUUCAAAUUGAUUUUUUUAGAAACUCGUAUAAUUGGCGCGCACCCAUACUCAGGCAGAGUGGAAGUCUUUCACAAUGGAGAAUGGGGUACAAUCUGCGCGGUGGGCUGGGACACCAACGACGCGCAAGUGGCCUGUCGUGACGUGGGUUAUCCGUACCUUGCGGGCUUAUCAUUUGACAUAGGUUUUAGCAAGAUCUGGCUUUCGAAUGUUCAAUGUAAUGGUUCUGAAACAAGGCUGUCAGACUGCCAGCAUCCAGGCUGGGGAAAUCCGAACAGAUUAUGCACGCACCAACAUGACAUAGCGGUCGAAUGUGUUCCAUCAAGUAAGAGCACUAUUAAUUAAGUUAUUGUAGUGUAUAGAACUCGAGUAUUAAGUAAAAGUAACUAAAUAACCGAGUAUUAACCAAUUUACAAACCAACCAAUUAAUACAGUAAUUUAUGAGUCACUACCGCCAACAACCAUAAUGAACCAUUGUGGUCAAAGGCGUUGCUGUGACUUUCAGAUUAUCACAAAAUGUGUCCAAAAUGCAUGAAACAGUAUUUCGCAGACCUUACAAACUAUCUGUUAUUUAUAUAGCUCUUCGUCUAGCUGGUUCAGACAGACCAGACGAAGGCAGGAUAGAGAUAUACUUUGAUGGCCAAUGGGGGACAAUUUGUGAUAAUGGUUGGGAUAUUGAUGACGCCAACAUUGCGUGUAUCGAGAUGGGAUUUGCUGGCGCGGAGAAAGCACUCAUGGGUAGCGAUGUACAAGAUGGGAAAGGCCGAGUAUGGUUGGAUAAUAUGCAAUGCACAGGGGUAAUUGAGACAUUUCUUAAGGAGUGUCAUCACAGCGGCUGGGGGAAUGUCAAGUGUGGCCAUGACCGGGAUGUCGGUGUGAAGUGUCGGCCUAAAGGUAGGUGUCACUGACCUCUAUACGAUCAUAUCUGGGACCGGUUGUAUAAAAAAGUGAUUAAAGUUAACUAUGGUUAAGUGCAAACGUCAUCCAAUAAGAAGCGCCUAUUUGAGAGUUAAUCACUAUUUAACUACAAAAUAGUGAUUAAAAAAGUGAUUAAGAGUUUUAUACAACCGGCCCCUGGUGGAAAGAAUACUAAAGCACGUAUUCUGCCCCAGAUUAUCAGGUUAUAUCACUAUGCCCGACAAUUAUUUACGCAGCUGCAUCUCAUGUGACUAGCAGUGACGUGAUGACAAGUGAUUCUACCUUACUUGGCUAAUUCUAGCAGGAAUGGGUGGAAUAGGUAAUUUUGGCAUGUGUAAUGAAACCGGAUUUAACCGCAUAAUUAGUAAAACUGCUUUCUCAAUUGCUACAGUUUUCUAUUUUUUUCUCUUUAAUGAGCCAGAGAGCUUCACGCAUGUAGUAGUAGUAGCAAUAAAAGAGUCAGAAAAAAUUGUCUACAUUUUCCUUUAUUACUCUCUAGUUUCGUGUGAUUUUGAACUCAACACGUGCAGUUGGCGAAAUGAAAAGCAAGAUGACAACUUUGUGUGGCAACGACAACGCGGAAGCACACCAACCUUGUUAACCGGACCAGGGUCAGACAACACAAAAAAGUCACGUUAUGGUAAGGUCCGUUUUGCUCGGUGUUCUUGGGGCGCUUUCCAUUUUGUCUCUGUAUGACUGUAUCAAUGGAAAGAUCUGGUCUAUGUUUCUCAAAUAUCUAGCGAAAAUGGACCUCAUUCUAAUUUUAUCUAAAUUUUCCGGUCAGAUAGGUCCGAGGCCUAACGUUUUGUGUUCCAUAAAACAAUUUGACCGUUUUGACCGUGGUCUGGCCGUGUUAAUGGAAAGCACCCAUCAAUUAAUAGACAAUUCCUGUUAUAGACUAAUUUUAAAACUAGGCAAGGAGAUGCAAACAAAUCACCACAGCUAGAAAGAGCAUGCUAAAAUUAGUAAAAUUGCAAAGUUUGGUUGCGAAGUGUUGUAAAAUGCGGAAAAUAUAGCCAGUUGACUUUUGUAUUGCGUGCGGAAAUCGGCUACGUACCAUUUUCUGCCCAGAUGUGGUAGGAAUGUGGUAGGAAUUUCCGCACGCAAUACAAAAGUAUACAACACUUGCAAACUUUGCAAAGCUAUAUUACGCUCAUUUUACAACAUUUCGCAACCAAACUUUGCAGUUUUACUAAUUUUAGUAUGCUCUUUCUAGUUGUUGUGAUUUAUUUGCAUCUCCUUACCUUGUUUUAAAAUUAGUCUAUAAUGGGAAUUGUCUGAAGUGCAAAGAUCAGGUUUUAAAAUGCUUCAAGAUGAAAGCUGCUGACUGAUAGGGAAACAACUAACUACCUGAACGGUGUGUAUUUACAUACACAUGAAAGGUGUAUAAGAUGUAUUCUAAAUCUUCCUUAUUUUCUGUACAGGAGUAUACAUGUAUAUUGAAACAACAGGCCGCAACCCAGGGGACAAAGCUUGGUUAGUAUCACCCACAUUGCUGCCUAAACAGAGCGAAUGUCUACGGUUUCACUAUUACAUGUUGGGAACUGACAUUGGACAACUGAAUGUAAACAUCAGGGAAAGUGGAACAAAAAAUAUUGCACGACUAUGGAACUUGGCUGAACAUAGAAAAGACAAGUGGGUCGAAGCAAGUGUCCCGUUAAACUUUGGCAAACCUUCUGAGGUGAGGAUCACUCAAACGCGAUAAGUAGGAGGAAACAUCUUCUUAUUAAGGUGUAGACGUUUUCUGGAAUGAUCAAUUUGCAAUGACAGAGCGUCAGGCUAGCAAUCUGAUCGUUAUGGGUUCAAGCUUAAUAACUACUUUGUUUCUCGAGUGUCUGUACAAAUCGAAAUGUACGUAUGUGUCUAUAGUUCAAAUUCCUAUUCGAACUACACAAGGUAUUUUCUGGGCAUACAUCCAGGAAGACCACGAAUAUAAAAUUCUACCAGUUUUCUAAACUGUAGGCCUACAGACAUUGUUUCACUGGAUAGACAUGUUUACUAUCGAUUUUGGUUCUUUUGUUUUUAGAUAAUAUUUGAAGCUGUGAGUGGUAACGAUCAGAAAGGUGAUAUAGCUAUCGAUGACCUCAUCGUUGAGCAAUCACCUUGCUUUGUCUAUCCAAUUGGAGCUGCACCUGGUAAGAGACCUACAUAGUUCAAUGGAUCUAUAGUAUAUAUACGCGGUUACGUCUUACACAUGUUGUCAGAGAAACUAGAAUGGAAGCCUGAAAUGCUUUGUAACUGACUUGAGUAAUGUUUAAAACAUUUGUUUUUAAAUGUUCAAAGUUUUGUAUUCACAACAUUCUCACAAAAAAUCCAACGGGAAACGGAAACUGAACUAAACUAACUUUAUUCAUGCCAUUUCAAACUAAAAAACUCAAUCAGUUCUAAGCUUUUCAACCUGGAGGUCAGUAAAGGGCCAUCCCUUUCUGCCAUGGAAAGGACAAUUGUAAAAUAAUAUCCUAUAUUGUUUAGAUACCGAUGAAUGCUUGGAUAAGCCAUGUGAUGUAAACGCCACAUGUACAAAUACGAUUGGCUCUUAUCAGUGCAAAUGUAACAAAGGAUAUACUGGAAAUGGAACACUGUGUACAGGUUAGUACAAUGAGGGAUAAUGAUGCAUGGUAAAAGAUGGUAAAAAAUGGUAAGCGAUCGAGAGAUUACUGGUAAACCCGCCUCCAAAAAAAAUACUGACCGUUGUUUAGUAUUAUAUCCACCCAUAUUUACUUUUUUCAAUUCAGGUCAAUGUAUUCACAUUUUCACAUCAUUUUGAGUACAUUUUUCUUCCACUUAUUUACAAAUGACAUGUAAAUUUCAGAUCUCGAUGAAUGUGCUACCAAUCCAUGUCACGUGAAUGCCACGUGUACGAACACAAUUGGAGGUUUCUCGUGUAAAUGUAAUCCAAAUACAGAAGGAAUAUGUGACGGUAGGUUCCCCAUCUUCGUAUCUUGACAUACUUCACAUGAACGAUAUUUGAAAUAAUAAAUGAUUAGUAUUAUGCCCAGACCCGAUAUAUUUAUACACAAGCUCCUUCAUGUUCCUGAUUUCCUUUGUGUCAAUUUCUUCAUGUAUUACGUACUAUUACCGGAGAAGUACAAUUUAAAAAAAAAUUCCAACAUGUCUACUUAAUUUCUAGAUGCAUAUCGUCCUUGUGGUCUACGAGAGGUCUUCUCACAACUAGACUCAAAAAUUGUCGGUGGUAAUGCAGCUGAUAAAGGUUCAUGGCCUUGGAUGGCGGCCAUAUUUUAUUCCGAAAAGAAAGAACGUAUCUGGUGUGGUGGUGCUUUAAUUAAUAAUGAGUGGGUAUUAACUGCUGCUCAUUGCUUUGAUCCAAGUCAGGAUGUAACCCAAUUUACAGUCAUAUUAGGUAAGUUUUAUCGGCUAGUACCCCACCCCCACCCCACUCACCCCACCCAUCUUCCCAACCCGGUUAACGCAAGAUGGCAAGGUGUGUGCUAUAAUUUCUUUUGACUUUGAUUGAAAGAUUAAUAUCAUGCCAUUAUGGUUUAUGAACUGAUAACUUGAUUAGCGAUACGAUUCAUGUAUUACUAUUACCGGAAAAGUACAAAGAUUAUGGAGCCUCGUUUUCGUGUAUCUGACAUCAGUUAAAGGCCGCGUCUCAAUCACGAAAACGAGGCUCUAUAUAGCCAAAGUGACGUACUUUCUGGAAGCGUGUAUUAGCUGGGAAUAUGGUAUGAAAUGAACUGUGUACGAUCGAUUUUGGCCGUUAAUUUCCGCCAUCUUGGUUUCACUUUUCUCAUCGGCGAAAUGACUGAAAUUCUUACUCCAGAUACACACGUAAAAAUCUCACAACUUGUCAACAAGAUGUGUUCGCAACAGGCUUGUAGCAAGCUUGUCAACAAGUUAUAACAAUGCUGUAAUUUUAUCAAGUUGCUACAAGGUUGUCACUCACAACUUGUCGACAAGUUGUGGAAUUGCAGGACGAUAACAAGUUGUUGGAACAACUUGUAACAAGUCUCUUAAAGCUCAACAACCUUGUAGGUUGUAGCAAGUUGUCAACAAGCUGUUGACAAGCUGUUGACAACUUGUUGACAACUUGUCAACAACCUGGGAACAAGCAGUGCGAACACAUCUUGUUGACAAGUUGUUAGAACAGUAUUGCUACAAGUCUGCUGCAGAGGUUUGCUACAAGUUGUGCGUUUUUACGUGUGUAUAUAGAGAGAGAGAUCUCACUCAACAGGACAUGCACUGUACAGUGGAAUAGUACGACUUUUAACUUAUACUGCUCAUUUUUUAACAUUUUCACACAGGUGACCACGACAUUUUGACGGAAGAACCCGAAGAACAAAAAUUUGCAGUGGACAGCAUCUUAAUUCAUCCUGUUUAUCACUCGCCUUUCAACUUUGAUAUCGCUAUGGUUCGCCUGCAUACACCCGCCAACUACACAGCUAACAUACUGCCCAUCUGUCUACAAGAAACGGAACUCCCUGCGGGCACGAAAUGCAUGAUUGCAGGUUGGGGUACCAGGACAUCUGAUGCUAAAGACUACCCACAAUUUCUACGAGAGGGCGCGGUUCCAAUUAUAGGUCAACCCACUUGUGAAUCGUUGUAUAGUGGGGUUACAACGAUUUCAUUCGAUAAGGUGUGCGCUGGGUACACUACAGGUACAGUUGAUGCCUGUCAGGGAGACAGUGGGGGACCUUUAAUGUGUCAACAGGAUAACAAGUGGUACUUGGCAGGAUUGACGAGCUUUGGUUUUGACUGCGCCGCCAAAGGAUACCCAGGCGUUUAUGCGAAUAUUGCGACUGUCUACAAUUGGGUGGAAUCCCAGAUACUUCAGAAUUAAUUUAUAAAUAGUUUUUAAUUUCAAAUUUUAAAAUCCUAAAAAUAUUAGUGUCUUACGUAAAAUAAACCCGCGGUGUUAGCCUAAAAUUAAUAUAUCUCUAGUUAAAAUUAUUAUGGUCUUCUUAAAACAACACUGUUAAUCUGUAAUGAAAUAAUGCUGCAAUAAUCUUUAGCUCAUUAAGGCUGGAGUUACACGAGCAACAAAAUUGCUGCAACUUGCAACAAAAUCUGAUUUCAACGCAUGUUAAAUAGAAAUGUCGACACAUGUUGCCUUGUGAUUUGCAAUUUAUGUGUAAACAUUUUCACUUAACAUGCGUUGAAAUCAGAUUUUGUUGCAAGUUGCAGCAAUUUUGUAGAGCUCGUGUAACUCCACCUUAAGAAUACAAUAACCUUUCACUGGCUCCUACCUGAGCGUGUACAAACAUUGUGAUACUUCGUUAUAGGUGCUUUGAAACACAAUAUUAUUGAUUAUAUUUUGAACACAUGCAAUGAGUAAUUCUGUACUCACAAAGGUCGCAUAAAGUUAUCAAGGGCUAGCCAGAUUGCAAUUUGCAAUUAUCAGGAUUUUGAAGUGUUUAGUCGUAUAGGUGGAAAUUUGGACAAAAUUUGUACUCGAAAUUUAGAACUGUUCGGCGGAGCCGGAGCUCCGGCAUAUUUUGCCGGAGCCGGAAUUGGAAAACUCGGGCAAAAACUCCGGCAGACAAAAUUAUAAAAAAUUAUUUCAUAUUUCAAUGAACUUUUGGUAAUGGAAAAAUUAAGUUGAAUGAUUUGAAGUUACUAUAAAGUUUAAUUACUUGCUCCAAUGUCUUUUGGGCGAAAAUACCACGCUGCCAUGCGGUUUUACUUUCUCCAAAACAUUGUUUAAACAAGCACCGCGAAGCACGUAUAUUAUUUGAUAAGUAAAGGAGAAAGCCAUAGGCGUACGGGAAGGAAAGAUUUUUUCCGGAAAAAUUUACCGAAUUGUCCCAUUUAUUUUUAUAAUAACCAAAUAUUGCCCGACUGAGAAGCGAAUAUUGCCCAACUGGCUUUGUUUGCCCAACAAACUGGUGUUAUUAUUCAGCGAGAUUUUCUUGUUUUGACUACUUUUUGCCCGACUUUUGCCCGACUUUUGUUGAACAUUUGCCCGACUUUUCGACUUUGUAAUCUGUUUGGGGGGGCAGCUGCCCCCCUGCCCCCCCCCCGUCCCGUACGCCUAUGGAGAAAGCUCAAAAAGGAAUAAAAUAAAUUCUGAAAUUACACUGAAAUACUUUCGCCUGCUUCUACUUUUAAAUAAGAAAUUUCCUUAAAAUUUCCUUGUCGGAGCAGGAGCCGGAGUUUUGACUGCCGGAGCUAAAAUAACCGGAGUUUGCACAGCUCUAUCGACAUUUUUAUCUACCAAAUCCUUCAACAAUUGGCCCAUCUUUCCUUUACAUAAAAAACCUCAUAAAAGAACAAAGGUAUACUAAUUUACAAUUCAUUUAAUGACAUCAUAUUUUAAUUUAGGAAAAUUAGAACUUAUUGUAUUAUAUAUCAAUAGUUUUUAUAAUCUACUAUAACGACAGCAAUAAACAAAUUAAUUUAAUUACCCCACAAUAUUAUGAAAUAUAUUUAUGACACGUAUCUAUUGCACAGCAACAGUGUUAUACAGUCAAUUACACCCAUAUAUAAAAUACUUUUUCAUAGGAUGUCAAGUCUGUGGCUUGUUAUAUAUACAGGUUGGUCGAAUUGAUAUUCUUUUAUGUAUGAAUAUUGUAUGAAUAUGCCUAUGAAACUCUUUACAAUUACGAUACCAGCCGUUCCUUUCUGUGGGCACAUGCAGGCGUGAACAAAUAAUUUUUAGGUGUUUCUCAUUAAAAAAUCAAUCAUAUUAUAAUUAAUGUUUCUUAUUAGUGUACGUUAAAUUAAAAACAAUGACAUCGAUCCCUCACUACCUGUUUAGCAACACGGGAAAUGUGUUGGUUCUAUUUCUAAUUACUAAUUAUCUCUUAAUUGCAUUACUAAUUGUCAUCAUUAUCAUCAAAUUUAUGAUCAGCAGACUCGAUAAAUCUCUCCCUUCGUUCGGCUUCCAUUCUCAGGUAUUUUGGUCUAAAUAAUACUAUGAAUACCAACGCUAUGACAACAGUUAAAACAGCCAUGAAGUAGGUUGCAUGGGUCAUGUCAUCAUUGCCGGAUUUGCAGCUCAUUUGUUUACCUUUAUUUUUCGUACCGAGGGCACCAGCUACCAGAAUUAUGAGAAUCAUUGUUAUUUGGCUGCAAA
This is a messenger RNA of Paramuricea clavata, 13692 nucleotides long. Lineage: Eukaryota; Metazoa; Cnidaria; Anthozoa; Malacalcyonacea; Plexauridae. The record is from the annotation of a GenBank genome assembly.